This is a messenger RNA of Phlebotomus papatasi, 2013 nucleotides long. It is a transcript of the gene Rrp1, whose product is annotated as DNA-(apurinic or apyrimidinic site) endonuclease. Lineage: Eukaryota; Metazoa; Arthropoda; Insecta; Diptera; Psychodidae. Gene Ontology annotation, cellular component: nucleus. The transcript has 5 exons. Gene Ontology annotation, biological process: base-excision repair. The record is from RefSeq and is a predicted model, not a curated record. The coding region runs from base 287 to 1798 and encodes 503 amino acids. Gene Ontology annotation, molecular function: endonuclease activity; phosphoric diester hydrolase activity; double-stranded DNA 3'-5' DNA exonuclease activity.
GUCAUAUUUUGCGAUUUUGGCUUUCCAGAAACGCAACGCAUCCAGUCAUAGUUUUCGCGACAAACCCUCGAGUUUUUGCGGAAUUUCCAUCCUCGUGGUAUUACCAAGCAACAUUUCUCAAUCUCAGGCACUAGUUGACACCCCAGAAAUUCCCCCUUUUGUGUAGUUUGUGCGAAAAAGCCACCCGGAAAAGCUCAGUGAGCGUGGUUUUUGUAGUGAGAAAAACGCAGCAAGCUUUGCAGGAAAUUCACGGACAUUUUUCUUCGGGAAUUCGCAAUUAAUUCACAUGGCACCAAGGAAGGGAGCAAAGAAAGCUGAGGUGGCUGUAGAACCAGCGCAGAGUUCUUCAGAGGCACCGGUGGAGAAGAAGAAGCGCGGGAAACGAGGUGCCGAAGAGCCAGAGACAAAGAAAGCCAGUCCAGUGAAGAAGGGUAGCCCGAAAAAGGCUGCAGAACCCGAAGAUGGGGCCCCAAAGAGGGGACGUGGAGGCAAAAAGAAGGCUGAUCCUCCAGCACCAGAAGAUACAAGUCCAGCUAAGAAAGCCCGCAAGGAAGAGGGCGCUGAAGUAGAUGCCACUCCCAAGAAGGCCAAAGCAUCCCCGAAGAAGCGAGGAGCUACCAAGAAAACGGCUGCAAAGUCCGCAAAAUCUCCAGUGGCCAAUGGGGCAGGAGCCAAGGCUGGGGGCAGGGGCAGGAAGAAGGCGGUGCCCGAGGAAGAGGCCCCAAAGCCAGAAACCCCCAAAGCUGGGCGGGGCAAGAGAGCCGCUGCUCCGGUUGAAGAGAACAACGCAGAUUCCACCAGUUCCCCGCCAAAGGCCAAGAAGGGCAGAUCGGCCGCCAAAGCACCAGCUGACAAAGCCAAGAGUCCACCGAAACGCGGCAAGAAGAAGGCAGCGACCAAGACAAGUGGCGAGGAGAAUGGAGUGGAGAAGGAGGCAGAAGAACCGGAAGUUGAGGUGAAGAAAAAGACUGCUAAGCCAAGAAGCAAUGCAACAUCGACGGACUACUCAAAAAUUGACUUUAGCCACGAGAAGGCAUUUAAGCUGAAGAUAGCCAGUUGGAAUGUUUCGGGAAUGCGGGCGUGGAUCACCAAGGGAGGUUUGGAGUACGUUGAGCAUGAGAAGCCGGACAUCUUCUGUUUGCAGGAGAUCAAAUGCAAGAGUGAUGACAUGCCGCCAGAGGCACGUGUCAAGGGAUACCAUCCCUAUUGGCUCUGUCACGGUGGCUACGCGGGCGUGGCCAUCUAUUCCAAGGCAAUGCCAAUGAACGUGACAUACGGCAUUGGGGAUGCCGAAUUGGAUGAGGACGGUCGCGUCUGCACGGCAGAAUUCGAGAAAUUCUACCUGGUCUGCGUGUAUGUGCCAAAUGCGGGACGCGGUCUCGUGACACUGCCGAAACGGCUCCGGUUCGACGAAAAGUUUCAGGCUUUCGUCAGUAAACUGGAUCAGAACAAACCAGUCAUCAUCUGCGGAGAUAUGAAUGUGGCUCACCAAGAAAUUGAUUUGGCAAAUCCUAAGACCAACAAGAAAAAUGCCGGUUUCACCCAAGAGGAAAGGGACAGCUUGACCAAACUCUUCUGCCUUGGCUUUGUGGACACAUUUCGUCAUUUGUACCCGAAGCAAGCCAAAGCCUACACCUUCUGGACCUACAUGAUGAAUGCCAGGAGCAAGAAUGUAGGCUGGCGUCUUGACUAUUUCAUUGUGUCGCAGCGUCUGGCUCCUGCUGUGGUGGACAGUAUCAUUAGAUCUCCCGUAAUGGGAAGCGAUCACUGCCCUAUUGUUGGCCUCUUUGACUUUUGAGAGAAAAUGAAAAGAUAAACCAUGAAGAUAUUCAGUCAAUUGCGGAGGAAGUUUUCAGUUACCUCCUUCAAUCUCUCAAGGAAUCUUUAUUUUUAUUUUUUAUGAUUUAAUUAUUUUUAACAGUUGGCACGCAGGUUCUUGAUGCAGAACAUUCUUAUUUUUGGUUUUUUUUUUGUACCCUCAUGAGAAUAAAAUGUAAUCAAUUCCUUCCAUGA